This is a messenger RNA of Eremothecium sinecaudum, 882 nucleotides long. It is a transcript of the gene FIG1, whose product is annotated as Fig1p. The coding region runs from base 1 to 882 and encodes 293 amino acids. The transcript has a single exon. Lineage: Eukaryota; Fungi; Ascomycota; Saccharomycetes; Saccharomycetales; Saccharomycetaceae. Gene Ontology annotation, biological process: conjugation with cellular fusion. Gene Ontology annotation, cellular component: mating projection tip; membrane. The record is from RefSeq and is a predicted model, not a curated record.
AUGUUUGGAAUAACGUUUUUCGUUUUAAAAAGAAUGCCAAGGGUCUUCACCCUGAUGUUCAGUUUUAUAACUGUCUUUCUAACCGUCUUCCUGCUGCUUGGAUGCCAUGACCCUGCACAACACUCCACAUAUGUCACAAGGUAUCAGUUUAAUAAGGCAUCACCUUUAUAUCCGGUGAUCCAAAACUCAUUCGCUGCAGACAAUGCAACUAAAGGAUUAGAGAAAGUAAGAGUCUAUGUGGGGUAUCUUGGAGUAUGUGUGAGAGACAUACCGCCCGCAUAUUCGUCAGAAUCUAUUGCGUGUUUUGGUCGAAAGAACUUCACCUCAUCGCCCCUUUACGACGCCUUAAACAUCAAGGUCUUCAAUAUUCCAUCCGCUAAGAGUGAGGACUCUAAAAACACUCAAUUGAACAUGUUAGAAUUAGCACAUAUUCAAGUCGCCGACGUAAUGCAACCAUAUUUGCUUAGCGCAUGUACUAUACUUACCCUACUCAUGUUUUUUAUGAUCGUGUACGUCCUCAUCCCAAUGCUCCCUAGUAAGCGCGUUUUCCACAUUGGACUUGUUGCAAUUACUCCAGUACUCGUCAUUCUAUUCUCAGCUAGCUCAAUUUGGACCCACGUUGCUAGCACGUCUGCUAAGCGAUUAAUUCCACAGGCCAGUAUGGACAUUAUUGCCAUAUCGAAGGGAAAAAAGGCCUCAUCUAUGACAUGGCUGUCUUGCAUACUCAUUAUAUUAAAUUGCAUAAUACUUUGGGCUGUAUAUAUUAAAGAUAGAAGGAAUGAGGACGAUGAACCUCCUCAGAGGGCUGAGUACAAUAAGUAUUCUCGCAAUGACUAUGGGAGAUAUCCAAGCGACGGCUCUACGAUCGAAUCUAAGCGCUAA